AUGCUUCACCCCUCCGACGCGAGUGGCUCCUUCCUCUUUUCCACUGGGCUCUGUCUUGUUGCGGUUGAUUCUUGGUCACCGCCGGACGGCCCCUCUCUGUAUGGAAAUGGCUCCCACGUCACGGACGUUCUUAUGCUGGCGGACAAUGAGACGUGGACGAACUACCCGGACAACGAGGGAUCUUCUGGCAAUAGCACCCACACUUUCAAGAAGCGUGCUGAGGAUUUCUACUUGCGGAUCCUUCCGCUCGGUGCAUCAAUCACCAGGGGCGUCUUCUCGAGCGACAACAAUGGCUAUCGUAAGGCGUUGCGCGAACAACCAAGGUUUGAGGGCUGGAAAGUCAACAUGGUUGGGUCCAAGCAGGAUGGCACUAUGGCUGAUAACGACAACGAAGGCCAUCCGGGCGCCUGGGUGCACCAAGUGAAUGAGAAAUUUCGCCUUUCGUCCAACCAGAAACCCAAUCUCGUACUGGUCAACGCCGGAACGAAUGACUGCGAGAACCGCCAGGACCCAGAGACUACAAUCAUGAAUAUGAGGACAAUGAUCGAUGAGAUAUUCAAGACACUGCCGGACACAACGGUCAUCCUCUCGUCUCUGGUAAAAAGUGGAAAGGACGAUGGCAUCAAGGCCUGCGCUGCAGCCGUGAGCCAAGGAUAUCGCAACCUGGUCUACACGACGUAUCGUGGCUACAGAAUUUCUUAUGCCAACAUUCACGAUGCCAUAAGUCUCAAUCAGAUUGGUGAUGGAACGCAUCCGACUGAUGAGGGCUAUAGGCUCUUUGCUUCUGUGUGGGUGGCUGCCAUCAAUCGAAUCGCGAAGAAGAUCAAGCCGCCACCCAACGUCGAGACGGUCAAUGAUGCCGAGGUCACCAAAACGACCAAAUGCCAGAAAAUUCCCGGAACUGCUCGACGAGUUCAAACUCAACGAGGUAGCGGACACGAUGAUGGGAACUAUGUUCACGAUCGCGUUGAGCGAGGAAUUAUCGAAUCAGGAAAGAUCAUCAAGUAA
Messenger RNA from Colletotrichum lupini, 1008 nucleotides. RefSeq lists its product as uncharacterized. Gene Ontology annotation, molecular function: phosphatidylcholine lysophospholipase A1 activity. The transcript has 4 exons. The coding region runs from base 1 to 1008 and encodes 335 amino acids. NCBI's taxonomy places the organism in Eukaryota, Fungi, Ascomycota, Sordariomycetes, Glomerellales, Glomerellaceae. The record is from RefSeq and is a predicted model, not a curated record.